This is a messenger RNA of Cyprinodon variegatus (sheepshead minnow), 1909 nucleotides long. RefSeq names its product equilibrative nucleoside transporter 4-like. Gene Ontology annotation, cellular component: plasma membrane. The transcript is spliced from 8 exons. The record is from RefSeq and is a predicted model, not a curated record. NCBI's taxonomy places the organism in Eukaryota, Metazoa, Chordata, Actinopteri, Cyprinodontiformes, Cyprinodontidae. Gene Ontology annotation, molecular function: monoamine transmembrane transporter activity; nucleoside transmembrane transporter activity. Gene Ontology annotation, biological process: nucleoside transmembrane transport. The coding region runs from base 120 to 1457 and encodes 445 amino acids.
CCAACAUCUGAAGCUCUUCUGCAUCUCUUCCAAGGGCGCAUCGCUGGGGUUUUGUUUAACAUGCAGGCUCUAAGGUGCGAGUAGCAGUUUGAGCUCAGAGGAGUCUUCUGUGUGUCUUCAUGCAUUCUUCAAGGACAGAAAUGGGCUCAGUGGGAGCGGAGCGUCGCAGGCCAACGCCGGCCCAGACGCCCGAGGAAUGGGACGGGUGGAGGGAUCGAGGAAUGGCUGGAUGGAGGGAUCCCGGGAGGGAGGGCUGGAGAGAGGGAAGGGAGAGCGGCGUGGUGCAGAGCUACAGCUUCGAUUCGUAUCAGCUGGAGGAGGAGGAGAUCAGUAAAGACGCCCCAGAGCGAGGAGUGCUGGCUCUAUCUGAGCCCGAAUUUGAGCAGCCCAUCCCUGAUGACCGUUACCAUGGCAUCUACUUUGCAAUGCUCCUGGCUGGAGUGGGUUUCCUGCUUCCCUACAACAGCUUCAUCACUGAUGUCGACUACCUACAUUGCAAGUUUCAGGGAACACCCAUAGUGUUUGACAUGAGUCUAACCUAUAUAGUGGUUGCUCUGCUGGCUGUGAUCCUCAACAAUGUGCUGGUGGAGAGACUCAGCAUGCACACCAGGAUUACUGUGGGUUACAUCUUGGCACUGGGGCCACUCAUCUUUGUCAGCGUGUUUGACGUCUGGCUGGAAAUGUUCACCAACAAGCAGGCUUACGUCAUCAACCUGGUGUCAGUGGGAGUGGUCGCCUUUGGAUGCACAGGUAGGCUUUUCCUAAAGGGAAACGGAGGGACCGCGGCGCCCGCCUCUGCUGAAGAAGGCCAGGAAGACUUUGUGGGCGGUACUUAUGUGAGAUUCGAUGCCCCGAAAGCCAAGAUGAGGAAGAGCUGGCCCGGUGUCCGCGACAUGAUCUUGCACCGUUACGUGGUGUCACGUGUGAUCUGGGCCUACAUGCUGUCCAUAGCCGUGACCUACAGCAUCACUCUGUGUCUCUUCCCUGGGCUGGAGUCCGAGAUACGGAACAACACCUUAGGGGAAUGGCUGCCCAUCCUCAUCAUGGCCACCUUCAACAUGUCCGACUUUGUUGGCAAGAUACUUGCGGCACUUCCCUAUGACUGGUCUGGGGGCCGCCUGCUCUUCUUCUCCUGUCUGAGGGUGGUCUUCAUCCCUCUGUUUGUCCUGUGCGUGUACCCGGUGGGUGCGCCCAUGCUGUCCCACCCUGCCUGGCCGUGUCUCUUCUCCCUCCUCAUGGGAGUCACCAAUGGCUACUUUGGGUCUGUCCCGAUGAUCCAGGCUGCAGGGAAAGUGCCCCCUGAGCAGAGGGAGCUGGCAGGAAAUACGAUGACGGUGUCCUACAUGACGGGUUUAAUGGUGGGCUCCUCGGUGGCGUACGCCACAUACAGCUUCAACCCUACAGCAGCAGGAGCAUGCCCCCCCCCACACGCACCUUUCAAUGCUACAGGGUACUGAAUGUCUGCAUACACUAAAACUCACACACAUAGACUUUAACACUGUAUUUAUGUGCAGCAGAAGUAAGCAUUUAAAGUUGUAGCAUCAUGAUGAAGUUUCAAAGAGGGAAAGAGCCGGAGCACCCCCCCGCCCGCCCCACAGCAGCCGGCCGGCCGAGGCUAACAUGGAUGACCUUUGAGAAUCACUCAGUGGAAUUACUGCCUGCAUGAGGACCAACAGAUUGUCUGACAUUUGUAAGGCAGAAAGGCAAGUCAUGUUUCACUGCAAGGAGCGAAGCCGAGUUUCUCUACAAGUCUGACUUGUUAUUAAUGAUGACCCAGAGACAAGGUUAAAGCGGGAGGGGGGGCCUCAAUUUAAGAAAGGAUUUAUUCGCUUACUCAUUAAGAAAAAAAAGAAAAAAGUUAUAUUUUGAGCAACUUUAGAGCGUCAUUUCCCCAAAUUGUAUGAUAAUA